AAGAGGAGGAGGAGGAGGAGGAGGAGGCUAACUAUCGCUGCAUGAUCACACUGAGCACACCCUGCCAGAGAGCCAGUCAGUGUUAACAGGCACAUAAAAAUGUCGGGGAAGAGUUUCAGAGUCAGCGAUGGCGACUGGAUUUGUCCCGAUAAAAAGUGUGGAAACGUGAACUUUGCUAGAAGAACUAGUUGUAACAGAUGUGGCAGGGAGAAAACCACAGAGGCAAAGAUGAUGAAAGCAGGAGGGACAGAGAUUGGGAAAACUCUGGCCGAGAAGAGUCGAGGCCUCUUCAGUGCAAAUGAUUGGCAGUGCAAAACAUGUGGCAAUGUGAAUUGGGCUAGAAGGUCAGAGUGCAACAUGUGUAACACACCGAAAUAUGCCAAGCUUGAAGAGAGAACAGGUUAUGGUGGAGGUUUCAAUGAAAGGGAGAAUGUGGAAUAUAUUGAACGGGAGGAAUCUGACGGCGAAUAUGAUGAAUUUGGUAGGAAGAAGAAAAAGUUUCGUGGAAAGACCAACAGCACAUCUUCCUCAAAAGAAAGUGAAAAGAAAGAAGUAGCUAAAGCUGCGCCUGCAGAUGAGGAGGAAGAAGACGAGGAAGAGGAGGAAGAAGGGGAUCUUUCCAAAUACAAAUUAGAUGAUGAUGACGAUGAAGAGGAAGACGAAGAUGGAGACCUGUCGAAGUACGACCUGGACGCCAGCGAUGAUGAUAAGCCAGCUAAGAAAAAGGGCAGCCGCUCUGGUUCUUCCCGCUCCCGCUCGUCCUCUCGCUCCUCCAGCUCCAGUUCACGGUCGAGGUCCAGGUCCCGCUCUAGAAGCUCAUCCAGUUCCAGGUCUGGAUCUCGCUCGAGGUCCCACUCCAGAUCCAGCUCCAGGUCUGGAAAGGGCUCCUCUCCCCGGAAGAGGUCCCGCUCACCCUCCUCCUCACCUGAGAGGACACAGAAGCGCAGUCGCUCCAGGUCCUCAUCUGGAGGGAGAAAGAGGAAGCGUUCUAGAUCACAUUCGUCCGAAAGGUGCGGCGGCCAGUCCUCUGGAUCCUCCCAUUCUGGCUCCAGUUCAAAAAAGAAAUAACUUUAUUACAGCCUUUAAGACAAGAAAAGGAACCUUAGUACAAGUGCAUGUUGUGUUGCAAGGAAAAACAACCACAUCCUUUCAGUAUGCUGUUCAUUUUCAUAGAAAAGUCUUAUUUCCCUCAACAACAACACCAACAAAAAAAAAGACAGCGGCAACAUGACUUCUCUGCCGUUAUCAUUACAUGUCCCUUUUUAAAACCACACAACCCCCAAUCUGUGACAAGUGUCUGUAAUUACAGGUUUCCAAUAAACAUAAAUGUUUGGUCCUGUAAGAAAAUCAGAUAUACUGUGAAGAGGCUGUAUCCCAUUUUAAACCCAUUCUGCUGAAUAUCUUCGUGGCAGUACAUUUCAUUCUACUCAUCUGUGGAGAAAUUGAAGUGAACAUUUUUUUUUAUUACUUUUUUUGGCCCUAGGAAACACCUAUUUCCAAAUAAGAAUAAAAGGUGAAGUACUUAAGCACCAAUUUAGAAUACCAGAGAUGUAGCAAUGAAUUUUGGCCCCAUUUGUUUUAUUUUCUUGAUAAAUAUAUAAUUUUUCUUUUGUGUUUUCAAGGUAAGUAUUUUACUUUUUAAUAUUGCUUGUUUUAAGUAAAUGGCAGCGAGUUCAACAUUCUUUGGUUCAGGUUUAAGUGUUGUGUUUUUUCUUUACACAAUUGACGCCUAGUUUACCACUCACUUAUUCCUGUUUGUUUGACACCUGGGUAACUAAUGAAUUCAAGAGAUUACAGAUUUUUGUGCUUCAGAUUAGUGUUUAAAGGAUAAACAUGCAGUAUGUCCCAAUUUAUGGUAGAAUGUGGCAAUACAGUCUUUUUAUUGGUAAAAACUCAAAUGUACACGUGUAAAUAAAAUCCUGUCAACAUUGUG
Molecule: messenger RNA, 1933 nt
Organism: Morone saxatilis (striped sea-bass)
Lineage: Eukaryota; Metazoa; Chordata; Actinopteri; Moronidae
Gene: zranb2
Product: zinc finger, RAN-binding domain containing 2
Exons: 10
Coding region: 100-1068 (322 amino acids)
Biological process (GO): RNA processing
Molecular function (GO): lipopolysaccharide binding; RNA binding
Source: RefSeq, a predicted model, not a curated record